AUGAACCGCAUACUGGAUUCCGCGGAGGAUCCGCGGGAGACUCUUGACUAUUCCUACGAGAAGCAACUGGAAAUGCUGCAGAACGUCAAGCGCGGAGUCGUGGAAAUGGUUACGGCCAAGCGACGCAUCCAGCAGCAGGCUACCAAGGUCAAAGAGAACAUAACGAGGCUGGAACGUCAGGCCAAGCAAGCCCUGGAUGCCGACCGCGAGGAUCUGGCUCGGCUGGCUCUUCAACGAAAGCAGAAUGCGGUGAUGGAAUUGCAGGGGUUGGAUGAACAGAUAGAGGGAAUGGAGCAGGAGCAACAGAAGCUCACCAUAGCGGAGCAGCGCCUGCAGACUAAGGUCGACGCCUUCCGCAACAAGAAGGAAAUUAUCAAGGCUCAGUACACCGCGGCCCAGGCCCAGGUUAGAAUCGGGGCAGCUUUAGGUGGUAUUUCGGAAGAAAUGGGGGACGUCUCGCUGGCGGUGCAACGGGCAGAGAACAAAACGGACCAGAUGCGGGCGAAGGCCGGUGCCAUUGACGAGUUGGUAGCCACCGGUGUUCUGGAUGAUUUUUCAGGCCCCCAGGAUGAUAUCGAAAGGGAGCUAUCGCAAAUUUCCAUCUCGCAGAGCGUCGAAGAUGAAUUGGCGGCCCUCAAGGGGACUAGCCCCGCAAGCCAGACCAGGGCGCUGCCAUCAUCGAGCGAUUCUGCCGUAGAUGCCGAAUUGGACUCCCUAAGGAACCAGGGAUCUAGCUAG
This is a messenger RNA of Geodia barretti, 738 nucleotides long. The record is from the annotation of a GenBank genome assembly. NCBI's taxonomy places the organism in Eukaryota, Metazoa, Porifera, Demospongiae, Tetractinellida, Geodiidae.